AUGGCAGAGGCACCGGCCCAUGACGAGCGCGUCAUCAACGUGGGCACGCGCAAGUCGCCGCUGGCCCUCGCACAGACGCAAAUCGUCGUCGAGGCCCUCGAGGCCCUCUUCCCGACGCAUCGCUUCCCCAUCCACAGCAUGACGACGACGGGCGACCGCGACCAGACCACGGCCCUGUACAACUUUGGCGGCAAGGGCCUGUGGACCUCGCAGCUCGAGGACCAGCUCGUCGCCGGCCACCUCGACCUCGUCGUCCACUCCCUCAAGGACAUGCCCACCACCCUGCCCGCUGGCUGCGUCCUCGGCUGCGUCACCAAGCGCGACGACCCCCGCGACACCCUCGUCAUCAAAAAGGCCCUCGCCGACAAGCACGGCUGGACGCGCCUCGAUGACCUGCCCGCCGGCUCCGUCAUCGGCACCAGCAGCGUGCGCCGCAUCGCCCAGCUCGCCCGCCGCCACCCGCGCCUGCGCUUCAAGGACGUCCGCGGAAACAUCCAGACGCGCCUCCGCAAGCUCGACGAUGACCCGGACAUGGCCGCCAUUGUCCUCGCCGCCGCCGGCCUGCAGCGCAUGGACCUGGGCCACCACAUCUCGCAGUACCUCGACAUGGACAACGGCGGCAUCCUCCACGCCGUCGGCCAGGGCGCCCUGGGCGUCGAGUGCCGCGACGGCGACGAGCGCGUGCUGCGCGCCCUGGCGCGCCUGCAGGACCCCGACGCCGCCCUCGCCUGCGCCGCCGAGAGGAGCCUGAUGCGCACCCUCGAGGGCGGCUGUAGCGUGCCCAUUGGCGUCGAGACGCGCUGGGUCGACGGCAAGCUGCGGCUACGCGCCACGGUCGUGUCGACCGCGGGCACAGAGGCCGUCGACGCCGACGUGACCGAGUCAAUUACCACGUCCGAGGACGCCGAAGAGCUUGGCAAGCGCGUGGCGCUCGAUCUCGUACGCCGGGGGGCCGACAAGAUUCUAGACUCCAUCAACGCCACACGGCCGGCGCCAGAAACGACCGAGUAG
Hirsutella rhossiliensis is the source of this 1011-nucleotide messenger RNA. RefSeq names its product porphobilinogen deaminase, dipyromethane cofactor binding domain-containing protein. Gene Ontology annotation, molecular function: hydroxymethylbilane synthase activity. Gene Ontology annotation, cellular component: cytoplasm. The transcript has a single exon. Bases 1 to 1011 code for a protein of 336 amino acids. The record is from RefSeq and is a predicted model, not a curated record. Lineage: Eukaryota; Fungi; Ascomycota; Sordariomycetes; Hypocreales; Ophiocordycipitaceae. Gene Ontology annotation, biological process: heme biosynthetic process.